Zeugodacus cucurbitae (melon fly) is the source of this 597-nucleotide messenger RNA. It is a transcript of the gene mRpL52, whose product is annotated as 39S ribosomal protein L52, mitochondrial. Bases 95 to 478 code for a protein of 127 amino acids. Gene Ontology annotation, cellular component: mitochondrial large ribosomal subunit. The record is from RefSeq and is a predicted model, not a curated record. Gene Ontology annotation, biological process: mitochondrial translation. Lineage: Eukaryota; Metazoa; Arthropoda; Insecta; Diptera; Tephritidae. Gene Ontology annotation, molecular function: structural constituent of ribosome. The transcript is spliced from 3 exons.
AAACUAAAUGGAAGAACUCAGCUGAUUUUGACAUCUUAAACAUGUUUUUAAAUUUUUUUCAUACUUGUUUUUGAUUGUGGUUAAAUAAUUGAAAAUGCUCAAAGCGACACAAUAUUUGGUAAAUAUUCCUCAAAAUUUGAGAACCACACGUAAAUUUUCCUGCACGGUGAUACGUGCUCUCGAUCAAAAGUGGCGUGAACAAAAUGGACUGCCGGGAAAUCCAAAUGCUUUUGGGCCCUUAACUAAUUUGCCCGACUACACUUUCUUGGACGGCCGACCAACUCCCCUCGGUUCUAACCAAAAACGCCGAUUGAAGAAACAACAAGAGAUCGCUGCUAAAAUUGUGACACUAAGUAGCGAACUGGAUUUCGCGAAGGAACGAUAUGCUCGCAUACAAGCUGAACAGGAAACUGCCAAAGAGAAUGUUCUAAAGAACAAGUUGAGACCCAAGGGCCAUCUGCUGCUUAAGAAAGAAUAGAAGUAAUUCAUAGAUCAAUAUAACUUAAAACGUUAAUGUUAUAAAGUUAUAUACCAGUAUGCAUACAGCUGUUGUAUAACUUAAAACCUAUCCGGCUUAAUAAAUGUUAUUAAUUAUAA